AAGUGAAAGGGGAGGAGUGGAGGAGAAACCCCGGCCUGGUGAGGAAGAGAGUGAUGUGAUUGUGCGUGUUUGGGACGAGAGAGGAGAGCAGAGAGUGAUCGCAAUCAAGGCAAAAGUCCGACCGCGGAGGGAGCGCACCUAAAUCACGUGGGGUGUGGAUUUAUACAGGGGAAAAGUAAAAGUGUCGUCGGAGUGACUUGUGCUUGUACUUUGUUUUUCUCCUCUCUUUGCCUUUCCACUCCCUCCGCCCUGCAUUCCGCGGAGCAGCUGUGUUUUAAUGCCCCUGCGCACCCGAGGAGCAGAGGAAGGAGAGAAGAGUGAGGAAGAAGAGGCAGAAGAAGAAGAAGAAGAAGGAGAAGUGAGAAGGCCUGGACACCACCCCUCCUGGCCCUUUGGAGGUCUGUCCACUCUCCCCUCCUGGCCCUGCAUGGACGGGGAUGGGGAGAGCCGGAUGCUGUUGCCGCGGGGCUGAGCGCCUCGCCUCCCCGUCUCUGGUGCGCCGCUUCCGGCCACUGCUGCUGCUGAUCAUCGCUCUCUGCUGCGGUGCUCACAUAGGUCAGUGCCAGGUGGCCACCCCUCAGUGCCGUAUCCAGAAGUGCACCACAGACUUUGUCUCCCUGACCUCACACCUGACGCCAGCCGUGGAUGGCUUUCACACAGAAUUUUGCAAGGCUUUACGUGCAUACUCAGCGUGCACCCAAAGGACAGCCAAGUCCUGUCGGGGGAACCUGGUUUUCCACUCGGCUGUGCUGGGCAUCUCUGACCUCAUGAGCCAGAGGAAUUGCUCCAGAGACGGGCCCACUUCCUCCACACACCCCGAGGUCCGGCACGAGCCCUGCAACUACCACAGUCGCACCCAGCACGCCCACACGCACUCUCACGUACAUGCACACACACAUUCUCAUGCUCACAGCCACAGCCACUCCCGUCCCGGAUACCUGUUCUGCGGGCUGUUCGGGGACCCACAUCUGAGGACAUUUAAGGACAGCUUCCAGACUUGUAAGGUGGAGGGAGCGUGGCCUCUCAUUGAUAAUGACUAUCUGUCGGUACAGGUCACUAAUGUUCCCGUGGUACCUGGCUCCAGUGCCACAGCAACCAAUAAGAUCACCAUCAUAUUCAAGCCCUAUGAGGGUUGUACAGACCAGAGGGUCUACCAGGCCGUCACAGACAACCUCCCUGCUGCCUUUGACGACGGAACAGUGAGCAGCGGAGACCCCAUCCACACAUCUGCUGGAGCUGACGGUGCUAGUGGGAAGGUCCGGGCCUUGUGGAUCUCUGAACGCAGCCCAGGUCGCCACGUGGAGCUGCACGCUGGCUACAUUGGUGUAACUGUAAUUGUUCGCCAGCUGGGCCGCUAUCUGACCCUGGCAGUGCGGAUCCCAGAGGAGCUUGCUCAGGCCUACGACGCCACCCAGGACCUGCAGCUCUGUCUGAAUGGCUGCCCCAGUGGAGAACGCAUUGAUCAGGCAGGGCAUCUUCCCCUGCCCCUCUCACCUCCUGCGCUCGGCCUGCAGCUUCAGCAGCUGCGUCGGCCCACCUACUCCUCACAGACACAAGCAUCCCCCUAUGGUACCAUGCAGGUUUUUGGUGUGGAGGGGGCCAGGGAACGCUGCAGGGAACUGCUGGAAGAGCAGGACAUUUACUUCCACUCCUGUGUGUUUGAUCUCCUGACCACCGGGGAUGCUAACUUCACAGUGGCAGCGUACAGCGCCUUGAAGGACAUGGAGAGCCUCCACCCGGACCAGGAUAGAUGGAAGAUCUAUCCCCGUGGUGCUGCCACCUCCACCUUACACUCUGAUCCUCAGCCUCUUAAACAGCUCACACUACUCCUGCUGUGUGCUCUGAGCGUGGUGUUGAUGUAGGAGGAGGGAGUGGGAGUCUUUGUGUGGUGCCUGCAUGCGUGUGGGCAUGUGUAUGUGUAUGCACUAGAAAGAAAGUUUUUCGCUGAGCACUGAUACUGAGCACUGAUUCCUCUGUCAUGUAGAGAAGAAACAGCAGCAGGCUGGACAGUUACUGGGAGCUAGUGUUUUUGUAGAGGAUGUGGCAGAGCUCCCAGCGUGUACAAGAGAUACUGACAACAAUAACUGCAUCUUACCUGGCAGAAUCAGCCCUCUGGGGAAUAACACAGGAGAUGUGACGAUGGCUUCGUCUUUGGAUAGGACACUUGACAAUGACACAAACGUACCUGUCUGUAUGUGCGAAGGCGGGGGGGUGGUUGAGUGUUUGGAUAUACACUCCAAACUGUAAAUAGCUUGUCUUCAGUGCACAGUGUAAUGGCGUAGUUUGUUUUUUUUAUGUCAUUGGAUGUGAUUUUUCUUUAAUACCUCAGACAGAGGAUGUUUGUUUUAACAGAAGCACUUUAUUUAGAUUUUUUUUUUUUUUAACAAAUCCACAUCAGUGUUUCUUCCUCUCACUUUAUGGUCUGCCACCAAAAUCUCCAAUGGCUCAAGUUUUUGAGGCCAUCUAUAUUUUGUUUUUUGUUUUUUUAUCCUUUCAAAGUAAAAGUCUGUUAAAUACAAGGAGCUGCCAUUUUUCUUAAAGUACAUAAUUCUUCCAGUAGCUGAUUUGACUCAGCGUAUCAUUUUAAGUCAGUCAAUGUGAGUUGUUCUUUUUUGAAUGUAUUAUGAAUAUUGUCACAGCAAAUACCAUCAGUACUAUUUUGUUGCUGUAUGAAUUUGUUGUUUUUCCUCAGUCCUGAUUUCAAAUAUGUGCAAGUGUGUAUGAAAUGUGUGUGUGUGUGUGUGUGUGUGUGUGGCCGUGUUAGUGUUUUUUUUAAUCAGUUGGUGACAUGCUUGGAUGUGUUUUUAUUUCCUCUGAGAAUCAUAUCAGAGCUAUUCCCACCUUUUUUUUGCCAAGAGGCUGUGAUAAUACCGGCUCAUGUUUGUUGCUCACUGUAUUCUUUGUCCUGUUAAUUUGAGCCAAAGACAGAUAAGGUAUGAUUUCAUGUACAAAGGAAAUCAUAACUCACCACCAAACCAGCACCCUUCUCCUCCUCCUCACACUCCCUUCCCUGUUUUUAAAGUUGCUACUGUAGACUGUUUUACUCCUACUGCCAGAAUUGACGAGCUGCUCCUUACUGGGAUACGUGUAAGAUACUGGAGUGUAGACAAAACACUGCAAAUCACUGAGAAAACUUUACCACACUGUCUGCUGAGACAUGUGCUUCGGCAGUGUGUUGUGGGAAAUGUAUACCAUUUGAUACCUGAUAAAAAAAAAUGCCAACCCUUAAAACUAUGAGCCUUUUUAACAUGUAACAUUCUGUACAAUUAUGCCCCAUUUUGGUUGGCCGUAUAAGCUUAAUCUAAGUUUUUUUUUGGUAUUAUGAUCGAUCUCCAUCAAGUGUGAGUGUCAGUUUGGUGAAGAGUGGCUGGUCAAUGUUGAAAUACUUAACUUAUUUAUGAACGUAGUGUCCUGUAGAGGAAGUUAAGCUCCAUAUUCUUGCUGUUGGAUAAUAAUUUAAAAAUAAUGUCAGAUGUGAUUGUACUGCCACCUAGUGGUGCUCUGUUGCUAUGUCAGUGUGUUACUCAAG
Larimichthys crocea (large yellow croaker) is the source of this 3529-nucleotide messenger RNA. It is a transcript of the gene rgmb, whose product is annotated as repulsive guidance molecule BMP co-receptor b. The record is from RefSeq and is a predicted model, not a curated record. NCBI's taxonomy places the organism in Eukaryota, Metazoa, Chordata, Actinopteri, Sciaenidae. Gene Ontology annotation, cellular component: plasma membrane. The coding region runs from base 438 to 1862 and encodes 474 amino acids. Gene Ontology annotation, molecular function: coreceptor activity. The transcript has 3 exons. Gene Ontology annotation, biological process: BMP signaling pathway.